This is a messenger RNA of Eleginops maclovinus (Patagonian blennie), 1432 nucleotides long. RefSeq lists its product as uncharacterized. Bases 201 to 911 code for a protein of 236 amino acids. The record is from RefSeq and is a predicted model, not a curated record. NCBI's taxonomy places the organism in Eukaryota, Metazoa, Chordata, Actinopteri, Perciformes, Eleginopidae. The transcript has 5 exons.
CUGCAGGGUCUUAGAGGCUGUGCAGCUUCCGAACCACACAGUGAUUCAGCUGCUGAGGAAGCCCUCGAUGGCGCCUCAGUACAGGUACAUGACGUAGAGGCACUGCUGGACUUUCUUGGCGAGCGGCGUGGUGUUGUUCCUGCAGGAGAGGAACCCCCAGGAAUUUGGUGCUGCUCAUCUGCUCCACAGCAGCACCAUCGAUGAAGUCGGGCUGCUUCAAAGUCAACAGCUGUAAAUGCAUCAUGAAGGACGGGAGCGGGGUGAUAAACCUGAAGGCCAUGGGGGAUGCCGAUGGUUUCCUGGGGCGUUUGGAGCGACUCCCAGCCGCGAAGAUGUCAGCGGGUGUAGAGAUGCUUGUGUCCUUCAGCCCCUGCCUGCCCUUCUCUCAGCCAGAGGACCAGCCGGGGGGGAAUUGCUCCAACGUCGCUGCAUGUGUCGCCAUCAGGUCUCACAAGCUGGACAGAUACAUUAGUCAACAUAUCUGCUAUGGAAGACACGAGGGGAAUGAGUUCCACUACAACGACUCCCUGAAGACGCUGUCUGUCUCCUACUUUGUUCAUGACGAACGGCCCCUCACAGUGGUGCAUUACCACUGCAAUCCAGAACAGUCCUUCUCUUCCAUCCGUGAGCAGAGCCUGGCCGCUGAGGGGCCCCUGCACAUCUGGGUGGAGAGCCCCUGUGCCUGUCCAAACGCCUGUGCCAUAGGGGAUUUGGGUCUGGGCACCAUCUUCCUCAUCAUCCUCGGCAUCAGUGCAGCUGCAUACUUCAUCCUGGGCUCCUGUGCUCUGAGGCCUUUCCGGAGCAGCAGUGGGGUGCAGAUGUCUCCGGAGCACAGUGUGUGGUGCAUGCUGUGCUACCUGUGCACUGAGAGCAGGCCAGCCCCCGGACCCUACACACAACUGCCACAGUGAGCAGGCAGCUGCAGGGGUGGGGGUGGGGGAUCACUGCAGGACAUCUCUGACCUGAAGGUGUCCCUUGGAGGACCGUUAGUCAGCAGGAUGUAUUGGACUUUUGGCUCAAAGUAACAGGUUUAAAACUGAAGCGCUGGACCUCCUGUGAACAUGACACCCCUUAGCUGAUAAGAAAACAAACUUUCCACAAAUACCUGAAACAAUUGAUUGAAUGGAUUCACUGUAGUGCAAAAACUAAUACAUUAAUGUUUGUAGCACAUGAAAACACUUUAUUGUAAUCCUAAGAAAAAAUAUGUAUUUAGUAUAGAAAACAUGUGCAAAGGCCACAGGUAUUAACUAGAAAAACAGUUGUUUGUCAUGACGCCUGUAGGCACUUUUUUUAUGUCAAAGUGAGGCAUACUGUAUAUGGUGUAGUUCAGGUAUGACAUCUGUGACUGUUUAAAACCUCUUCACACUGACAAAUCAAGGCUUUAUUAGGCCAUAAAUGACACAGAAUCCAACCAAAUGAAGCUUUCAUUUCU